This is a messenger RNA of Verticillium alfalfae VaMs.102, 792 nucleotides long. Its product is annotated as N(5)-glutamine methyltransferase MTQ2. Gene Ontology annotation, molecular function: S-adenosylmethionine-dependent methyltransferase activity; nucleic acid binding; protein methyltransferase activity. Gene Ontology annotation, biological process: methylation. The record is from RefSeq and is a predicted model, not a curated record. The transcript has a single exon. NCBI's taxonomy places the organism in Eukaryota, Fungi, Ascomycota, Sordariomycetes, Glomerellales, Plectosphaerellaceae. The coding region runs from base 1 to 792 and encodes 263 amino acids. Gene Ontology annotation, cellular component: eRF1 methyltransferase complex.
AUGCUUCCGACACCAGAUACGUCCCAUGUUCCCUACAGCCGUGUGUACGAGCCCUCGGAAGAUUCGUACCUCUUUCUCGACACUCUUUCCAGCGCCACCGAGACAUCAUUCCUCCAGCGUCGCUUCGCCGGGUCACCGCCUCACGUGCUCGAAGUCGGCCCAGGCUCAGGCGUCGUCAUCGGCUUCGUAGCCGCCCAAGCACAGCACAUCUUCGGAACCCACGCCAUCCUCACAUCGGCCAUCGACCUUAACGCCUUUGCGUGCCGCGCCACCAACGCGACGGUCCUGCGCGCCGUCGCCGAUAACCCCGUCACCGCCGCCCCUGCCUGGCUCGGCACCUCCAUGGGCGACUUGACCGCGCCCUUGCGCGACGCGUCGGUCGACGUCCUCCUCUUCAACCCGCCCUAUGUCCCGUCCGAGGCGCUGCCUGUGCCGCCGCCGCCGCCUGUCGGAAAGGCGGGCGAGGGGAGUGAGGUGCUGACCUCCGUGACGGAUCGCACGCCGACGUACGAUGAGGACUCGUACCUCCUCGCCCUGUCGUAUGCCGGUGGCAAGGACGGCAUGCAGACGACCGACAGGCUCAUCGAUGCGCUGCCGAGGGUGCUCUCGGCGAGGGGCUGCGCUUACGUGCUUCUGUGUGCGCAGAAUAGGCCCGAGGAGGUCAAGGCGAGGAUACGGGGGCUUGGUAACGAAUGGAGAGUUGACAAGGUCGGCGACAGCGGGAAGCAGGCGGGGUGGGAGAAGCUGCAGAUCAUCAGGGCAUGGAGGGAAGCGCGCGCGACGGGGGCGUGA